AACGGUUAGUUCAAAUUUCGAUGUACCAUCCUAAUAUAUUUCCGCAGUCUAUACUUCCAUGUUUACUGAUGAGUUUGCAGUUUAGCCGCUAGAGGGUGUAGAAGAGAAUGAUGUAAAGAAACAGAAAAGAUAGGAAGAUUAGGGCGCACUUUUGAAACGUGGUCAGACGUACGUGGUUGAAUUGUUGAGUUCUUGGAUUAUUAUCUGAAAAAUUAAGAUAUUUAACGAUUCAAUAACAGCGAGUUGGAAAUUAGAUGUUGGAAGGAGAAUAAGAAAAUUGAGGUUACGGAAUUUCUUUUAGCAAAAGUUACACACAAUCAAAUAGUGUUCUACGCUCAAAAGAUCCGAUCGAAGUUCUCUUUCAACAAUCUAAAAGAAAUUCCAAAGAUAUGGAAGGUAAACAACCGGACGUAAACAAGGGUAGUUGCGCAGCUUGUAAGGCGCCAGAUACCGAUGAAAUGGUGCAAUGUGACCACUGUGACACCUGGUGGCACUUUGGAUGCGUGGGAGUUGGCGACAGCAUCAGCGAACGCAGCUUCACUUGUCCGGCGUGCCAAAAAGCCACGGCCAUAGUAUCAAGAACGGAUAGUGGUAAUACUAAGGCAGAAACUAUAAUACCCACAAGUGCUGUUGCCAGAAGUACAUCAGCUUCUUCCCGGACUGGAUCUCGGUUAGUCCUGCAACGACUCGAGGCGGAGAAAACAUUGCGUGAAAAGGAGCUGCAAUUCGAACGUCGAGAUGAGGCAAGGAAACGCGAGCAAGAGCGGAUACAAAAGGAUGCAGAGUACGAAAGACGACAAAUGCAAAUUGAGGUAGAGUUCCUGAGGCAGAAAAUUAAAGCGCUAGAAGUAGAGGACGAUGCUGUAAGUGUUGCCAGAAGCCGUAAGUCUGUGCAUAGCGGAAUCAAGAAAGUGGAAGAAUGGCGUAAGGGGCUACCACUUUUGGUUGCUCAAUCGACAAUGCAAGAACCGAGACGUCCGGAGUUAAUUGAUUUCCCGGGGAAGCUAGCCCACCAAGCACAUAAUGAUAUAUCUGAAAUUUCGAAGGUUGUCCGGAGCAGAGUACCCACACAGAGUGUUAAUACCCGAUUGGAACACAAAAAUUCCCACCUGAUUGACUUUGGCCAAGCGACGAAUUCGGUUACCAAUUUAUCCGGUCUGUCAAGAGAAGUUUGGCCGAAUGUUAGCACGAUCCUGAAUGACGUCGGUGUAGAUAACAGAGGUGAACAACAUCGAUUCGGUUGUGAUGUGGUGGCUAAACGUGAUCAUGGACCUACAACGAGUCCAACGCAGCGUCAGUUGAUUUCACGACAGCUUAUGUCGAGCGAUUUGCCAGUUUUUUACGGAAAUCCUGAAGAUUGGCCCGUCUUUAUAACUACAUUCCGUACGACAUCCGAAGCAUGUGGAUACAAUGAAACGGAGAAUCUCGUGAGACUGCAACGAGCGCUCAAAGGUGCCGCAUAUGAAGCUGUGCGCAGUCGGCUUAUGAUGCCAGAAGCGGUCCCACUUAUUAUCGAACAAUUGGACACUCUUUAUGGGAGACCAGAACUAUUAGUUCAAACGUUGUUGCAAAAGGUUAGGCAAGUACCGGCCCCCAAGGCGGAUAAGUUGGAAACCUUGGUGACCUUCGGCCUAGAAGUGCAAAAUCUUAGUUACCACCUGAUUGCCGCGAACCAACAGGCACAUCUCAACAAUCCGACACUGUUGUUUGAGUUAGUGGAUAAAUUGCCCACACAUCUUCAGUUAGAUUGGGGGCUACAUAUGGAGAAUAUUGAGACGGUGGACCUACAAUCUUUCUCAGCGUAUAUGGGGGUACUGGUAAGGGCAGCUUCCCGUGUUACGAGGAACCUUGAAAGUUUGCACCCGAAAAUAUCAAAUAAACUCGGACGAGGCGAGAAAGGAAAAGAGAAAAAUUUCUGCGGUGCCCAUGCUGAAAAGGAUCUAGAUUCCGAAGGGGAAGGGCCAGAUGGUUGGGAACAAGCUCCACAAGCUGUUAUGGCUCACACAUCUAACGAUAUUUCGGCGGACGGAGCAACGAUGGUGGACGUUCCACACGCUGGAAGAGUGUUCAGCCCAGCUUGCUUCAUUUGUCAAAAUUUGACUCAUCGAGUCAAAAGCUGUCCAGAGUUUGGAAGAAUGAGCAUUGCAGAUAGAUGGAGGAAGGCACGUGAUUUGAAUAUUUGUCGCAGUUGUCUAAGUUGCCAUGGAAGACGACCUUGCAAGUCUGCUAAGCAGUGUGGGAUUGGUGGGUGCCAAAAGAAACACCAUCCAUUGCUACAUGAAAACCGGGAUGCCAACGUGGAACCUGAAGCAACAGGUGCUGUCAACAAUCACCAUCACGCAGAACCUUCCACACUGUACCGGAUUCUGCCUGUAACAUUGCACGGGAAUGGACGGACAGUGCAAGUGUUUGCCUUUAUGGAUGAAGGUUCAUCGCUGACUUUAGUCGAAGAAGAAGUCAUUGAUCAGCUGCAGAUUAAAGGAGAAGCAGUGCCGCUAUGCUUGCAAUGGACGGCGAACGUAGAGCGAAACGAAAGGAAUUCAAAGCGGAUCUCGUUGGAAAUAAGUGGUCAGGUUAACCCUGGACAACUAUUUAAAUUGAAGGAUGUUCGCACUGUAAGUUCUUUAAACCUUCCUAAACAAACAAUUCAAGGCGCAAAGUUGGCUCAAAAGUAUCCUCAUCUACAAGGGUUACCGAUUCAGAGCUAUGAGAAUGCGAUUCCAAAAAUUCUAAUUGGUAACGACAAUCUUCACGUCGGAGCAACACAGAGAAUAAGGGAAGGAGCUAUCGGGGAGCCGGUAGGGGCCAAAUGCCGAUUGGGAUGGACAGUGUAUGGCGCCCUGGAGUACGGAUCUCGUCGAGCGAGCAUGUUUCAUAUAUGUGAGUGUGAACACGAUUUAGAACUACAUGAGUUAGUUGAGGAAUAUUUUCGAAUCGACAAUUUGGGAAUAAGAGCUACAAAAAAGCUGGAAUCCGAAGACACGAAGCGAGCCGAGCAGAUUAUGAAACGAACGACGAGACGAAUUGAAGGCAGAUUUGAAACUGGACUCAUUUUCAAGUACGACUAUUUCGAGCUUCCGGAUAGUAUGCCGAUGGCUGAACGUAGACUACAAUGUCUUGAAAGGCGUAUGGCUAAAGAUUCAGUGAUCAGUGAAAGCGUCCGACGCCAGAUGAAAGAAUAUGUAGAUAAAAAAUACAUUCACGAAGCCACCGACGAUGAGCUGCGGAGUGCAGAUCCGCGAAAAACGUGGUAUUUACCAUUGGGAAUCGCAAUCAAUCCGAAAAAGCCUUCUAAGAUACGUAUUUUUUGUGAUGCUGCAGCUAAGGUCGGAGGUAUCUCGUUGAAUACAGUUCUAAUGAAAGGACCAGAUCUCCUCAGCUCCCUCCCCCGAAUCCUUUUCGGGUUUCGUGAACGUCCGGUAGCGAUAUGCGCCGAUAUCAAAGAGAUGUUCCAUCAAGUUAAAAUACGGAAAGAGGAUCGAGACUGCCAAAGGCUAUUGUGGCGAGAGAAUGUAAAAGAAAGGCCAAAAAUUUACAUCAUGGACGUAGCUACAUUCGGAUCGACUUGUUCGCCAUGCUCUGCCCAGUACGUGAUGAAUCUCAAUGCCAGCGAACACGAACAAGAUUUUCCCGAUGCUGCGGAGGCGAUAAAGAAGCGGCACUAUAUGGACGAUUGGAUGGAUAGCGUCGAUGGUGUAGAACAAGCGGUUAAGCUAGCUCUUGAGGUGAGGACAAUUCAUUCGAACGGUGGUUUCCAGCUACACAACUGGUUGUCUAACUCCCCUGAAUUUCUGAAACGGGUCGGGGCUUCCAACGGUUGUGCAGAAAAGCCUUUGAAUCUAGACUGUAGCUCCACUGAACGAGUAUUGGGGAUGUUCUGGAUUCCUAAGUCCGACAUCUUCACGUAUCAAAGUGCAAUGAGAAUGGAACAGACACGACCGACAAAGCGCGAGGUGCUCCGAGCUGUCAUGUCGUUGUUCGACCCAUUGGGACUACUGUCGUUUUUCGUUGUCCAUGGGAAAAUAAUAAUACAGGACAUAUGGCGGGCUAAAACAGAGUGGGAUGAAAAGAUUCCACACGAGAUAAGCGAGAGAUGGCAAUCGUGGGCCAAAUAUUUUGAAACGUUAAAUAAUAUACGUAUUGAGAGAUGUUAUUUUCCAAAUUAUACCACUGAUCAGUUGAAAGAAGUGCAAUUGCACGUUUUUUGUGACGCUAGCGAUAGUGCCUAUGCGUGCGUUGCGUACAUACGCGCAAAGGUCAAAGGGAAGGUUCACUGUUCACUCGUAGCCGGUAAAGCUAAGGUGGCUCCGUUAAAGGUAUUGUCCAUUCCACGAUUAGAAUUGCAAGCUGCCGUCAUUGGAGCACGAAUGCAAAACACUAUCGUAGAAUCUCAUAGAUUGGAGAUUGAAAGAAGUGUCUUCUGGACUGAUUCGAAAACUGUUUUAGCAUGGCUAAAUUCAGAUCAGAGAAAGUAUACUAAAUUUGUUGGCGUUCGCGUUGGCGAAAUAUUGUCUUCAUCAAAAGCAGAAGAUUGGAGAUGGAUACCUUCUAAGCUAAAUGUGGCGGACGACGCGACAAAAUGGGGUAAAAAUCCGAACUUUUCGCCAGACAGUCGAUGGUUUCGAGGACCGGAUUUUUUGUCGGAAGAUGAAUCUGCCUGGCCAGCCAAUACGAAUUCGACCUGCGAAACCAGAGAAGAAGUACAACACUGCCUCGUGCAUAUAUUCGACAAAGUUUUGAAAAUGGUUAAAUGGGAGGAUUUCUCUAACUGGGUGCGACUGUGGCGUGCUGUGGGAUACGUGCAUCGAUACUGUGACAACUUUCGAGCUCGAUUUCUUAGGCAAAAGCUGAAAAGCGGACCACUUUCACAAAACGAGUUGAUCAGAGCAGAAGCGACUAUUUUCCGGUGGAUUCAAAAAGAAGCGUACCCUAAAGAGUUCAAAGCGCUAGCGCACGCGCUUUCGUCGAACAUCAAAAGUGUGGAGCUGGAAUCGUGUAGCCCGUUGAGAAAAUUAUCACCAUGUCUGGACCACGAAGGAAUUAUCCGUUUGGAAAGUCGCAUCGUAGCAGCCUCGUAUACUUCAUUCGACGUCAGGUAUCCCAUCAUAUUACCCUCAAACCACGCUGCAACAAAACUGCUUUUAAAUUGGUACCAUCGUCGCUUGUUGCACGGGAACCAUGAGACAAUCCGUCUUGCGUAA
This is a messenger RNA of Uranotaenia lowii, 5201 nucleotides long. RefSeq lists its product as uncharacterized. The transcript is spliced from 4 exons. The record is from RefSeq and is a predicted model, not a curated record. The coding region runs from base 390 to 5201 and encodes 1603 amino acids. Lineage: Eukaryota; Metazoa; Arthropoda; Insecta; Diptera; Culicidae.